Molecule: messenger RNA, 2685 nt
Organism: Hibiscus syriacus
Lineage: Eukaryota; Viridiplantae; Streptophyta; Magnoliopsida; Malvales; Malvaceae
Exons: 3
Coding region: 46-2412 (788 amino acids)
Source: RefSeq, a predicted model, not a curated record
AAUCGUCUCUGAUCUGAUCCCAACGAAAUUUUCACCGUCAUUCCCAUGGCCUCCCCCAGUGAUUGUCCAGAUCAAUCACAACCAGACCCCAACGAGAACCCUAACCCUAACCAACCACAGGAAUCGCCUAAAGUCUUAGGCCCCGAAGCCCUUCAACCCCAACACAAACCCGAUGAUCAAGAAGAUCUGAUCGAAGAAGACGCUCAUGUGGACGACCCAGAUUUGUUUGUUCCUUCAUCUCCACCCAACACUGACCUCCAUGUCAACACCCCCAGAGGUUUUCGCCGUGGCGGGGGUCCUAGAGGGAAGAAGGCGGCUACGAAACGACGCGCUCAGGAGAAAAAGGACCGGAAGAAGCUGGAGAUACUGAGUGAAGUCCUAAAGCCCAUUCCUUUCGUCCCCAACAAAACCCUAGAUUUUUCGUCGCACGAAAAGCUCUUGAAGCGACUCGGUUUGUGGGAUUUCGUUCAUUUGGAAUUCGACAGAGAUCUUAGAAUCGAUCUCAUCGCUCAAUUAAUCGCUACAUACAACUCGCAAGCUCGUGGUAGCUACGUUAAUGGGUGGCGCGUUGGGGUCAACCGGGCCGACUUAGCUCGUGCCUUGAAGUUGUCUAAGAAGAAGGAUAAGGAUAGCGUCGUUGAUAUUGAAGAGUCGAAGGAAUUGGUAGGCUUUCUUGAGGACUUUAUGUCAAAUUGGUUGCUUUUACACGAGGAUACGUGGAUGAUGCCAGUAGAGGUGAUGAACUGGACCAAAAUGAUUGAAGAAUGCCAUUUUGAGAAGGUUGAUUGGGCUGGUUUGAUUUGGUUUAUGGUUGAGAAAGAGCUCACAGCCGCUCCUAAUUUAAAGAAUUGUUACUAUGCCUCGCAUUUGCAAUGUCUGAUAAAAUUCCAAAAGGAAGAGCUGCUGUUGGAGAAACCAGAAAAUGAGGUUUAUGAUGCUAAGGAGGAAGAGGAAGAACAUAAUGUUCCUGGGGAUUUCAAGUUGUCUUCUGAUUUGGUUAAUGAAUCUCACGAGGGAUCACAGUUGGAGGAACAUAAUAUUGAGUUGAGUCUUGGUGGGCAGGAUAAUUUGAUGAAUGAGGAUGGUGUCGGAAAGGAGGCUGGUGGGCAGGAUAAUUUGAUGAAUAAGGAUGGAGUUAAAAAGGAGGCUGGUGGGCAGGAUAAUUUGAUGAAUGAGGAUGGUGUCGGAAAGGAGGCUGGUGGGCAGGAUAAUUUGAUGAAUAAGGAUGGUGUUAAAAAGGAGGCUGUUGUGGGGAAUGAGGAUGGUAUGGAUUGUGAGGAAAGUAAGGAGGAUGAACCUCGACUGGUGCAGUGGGAUUUGGAUGGAGACAGCCAUAUGGAUGUGGGGAGGGAGAAUUUCUUAAGACAGUGUGAUCUUGGUGAUGUUGAUAUGGUGGAGGAAAAGAAACAAGAUAAAAGAGAGGAAGUAGAGAUGAGUGAGGGAGAAGAGAUGGGAGAGGGAGAAGAGGAACAAGAUGAGCAAGAGGAGCAACAUGGAGAAGGCUUUCCCAUUUCACCAAUCAGUGACAAUUUACAGGGCCUGCAUUCAACAAAUCUUCUUGAAGGAAUGGAAACUGCCAAUCUCUCUUUUACAACUGGGUUGCAUAUUCGUGAUAACUCAUCAGGAGAAUUUCUUGUAUCUAAGGUUGAUGUGCAAACAGUUCCUGCUGUCUCGUCAUUUCUGGGUAAUGGUAACAAGAGAGAGAUUGAUCAUGAAGAUGAUAUAUCUCGUAAUUCUUUGAACGGUAGCAAUAAGAGGUUGAGAACUGAUGGGCACUGGGAUAAGUCAUCUGAAUUUGAUAUAUGCAUGGGUCAAAUGCAGCAUCUGAUGGAGAAAGCUAGAAUGCUAUAUGCUGCAAAAGAACAAGCUUGUGAAGAUUCCAGUAUGAACCAACAAGUUAUGCUCCAUGAGCUGCAACGGAGGGAUAACCUAAUCGAACAUUUGCAGAAGGCCAAGUUUGAAGAGCAGCAGAAGAGACAGAUGGAGGUGUAUAGGCUUGAGCGCGAGCUCUAUUUGAUGGAAGAUCUUUUAAAUGGAUACAGAAAGGCUUUGAAGGAAACAAACAGAGCUUUUGCCGAGUAUAGAGCACGUUGUCCCCUGCCUGAUGAAUCACUUUACAAGGAUGUUAUUGGGUCUGGGGGGUUAGUUCUGAGCACAAGGGAAAUAGAAAAGCAGCGUCUGAAACAAGAAGAAGAGGAGAGGCUUAAUAGACAGUUAAUUGAGAAUAAGAUUAAGGAUUUUGAAGCAGGGUGGAUAGGGAAAUUUGAUGCGCACAAGGAUGUCAUUUCUCUUCUGAGUAACAAAUUGGUUGAUGUGGAGAAUGAAGUUAAACGUCUUAAAGAGCUUUCCAAGCGAAAGGUUUCAGGUACCUCGGAAUGCAUUCCAAAUGAAAUGGAAAUGUGUAGUCAGUAAGGUAUGUCCAGUAAGUUAAGUUUUAUGUCAUGCAGAACUACUUUUACUUAAACAAUAUGCAUCAUGUACAGCUUCUGUGUAUGGAGUCCUUUGUUCUAGUUGCAAAGUUUAGUAGCAGUGUAACAGCAGAUGGUUUAGCUUCUCAAUUCUUUUAGUGGUUCAAAUUAAGAGUCCCUUGCUUGAAUCUGAUUUACCUGUUUUUCUUUAGCACUUCCUUGAAAUAUGCAAACUAUAGAAAUGGUUGCUUCAAUCUAUCUCUUUAAUGUACAAGUU